Messenger RNA from Sebastes umbrosus (honeycomb rockfish), 2310 nucleotides. RefSeq names its product histone H1-like. The record is from RefSeq and is a predicted model, not a curated record. Bases 1181 to 1810 code for a protein of 209 amino acids. Gene Ontology annotation, molecular function: DNA binding; structural constituent of chromatin. NCBI's taxonomy places the organism in Eukaryota, Metazoa, Chordata, Actinopteri, Perciformes, Sebastidae. The transcript has a single exon. Gene Ontology annotation, biological process: nucleosome assembly. Gene Ontology annotation, cellular component: nucleosome.
CCCUCAGUCACGGCGUGCUUUGCCAGCUCACUGGGCAGCAGCAGGCAGAUACUUCUACCACAAAUUUAUUUAUUUAUAUUUAAUGUUAUUAUAAACAUGUACCUUCUGUUACAUAGCAUGUGUAACAAAUGGGAAAUAAUGUAAACUACACCUUUUCAGAUCAGUGCCCCUUAAAAUCCACAAAACAUGUAUGCCAUUGUUGAAUUUAGAUGUAAUGAAUUGUUUUAUUUUUUUUGCACCACAAAACACUAUAUGACGGAGAGUAGAACUAGUGUGCUUUAAAGUUUGAGCAGUGACACAAAAGGUCCAAAGUUUGGAACUGAAUCUUUUUGAAUUAUGAGUUAAUAAUGUUGAGUUAAUAAUAAAACAACAACGAUAUUAAUAAUUGUCAUUUUGGAUUAAACUGGUUUCCUCAAGCAGAUGUAAAAUUGGUAAAAGUUUGAUUUUAGCUCUGUAGAACCUGAACUACUGUGCUGAUAUUUUUGAAGGAGGUCCAAAUCUAAAUUUCAGUCAGUCUUCACUUUCAAUCUCAGUAGAAUACACAGAAUAACUAACUAUUUAUAUUAAAAUCAGUCCUCUGCAGAGGACAUGUUCACAGUCACAGCGAGCAGCUCUGAUAGCAAGUCUGGCUAGACUGCACCAUAAGCCUCGGCCAUCAUCAGUGUGUUUGCUGCUCCCUCAAUAACUGCACUUUAUUAAACACUCAUCAACAGCAGAUGGUUGUUUUUACAUUGAGUCCCUGAACAAACAUGUGGGCCAGUUGGAAAACGUCUUUUGAUGGAGCUCUGAAGCAUUUUAAAUCAUUUUAGGAGAGAAAUGAAAGAGAAAAGCCGCUGAGCAGUGCUGGCCACGGCGGUGAUAGGUGAGGUUUGGAGGCUCCAAAAACAAAAUGCAGAGAGCAUCAGAGCUCUACAUGACUUGAAUAUGAAGAGACACAAGUCCGCUAUCGGCUCCCUUCACUGUCAGCCUUCAGCACUUCUCCCACAUGAUGUUUUGAGUGUUUUAUCAGUGAAGAGAAAACACAAGUGGCACGGCUUUCAGAUGCUCAGAGGAACCACGGGCUGGGUUGAGUCUCCACGGUUCUCAUGGUGUGUUUAAGUGCAGCCCCCUGCUCCGAGCUCUUCAACAGUCCAGUCUCACUCUCGUGUUGUCGUGAAGAGGAACUAAACUUCAGGAGGAAAUGGCAGAAGUAGCUCCAGUUCAAGCCGCCCCGGCGGCCAAAGCAGCCAAGAAGAAGGUCUCUAGACCGAAGAAGACUGGCCCCAGCGUCAGAGACCUCAUCGUUAAAGCUGUGGCCGCAUCCAAGGAGCGGAGCGGCGUGUCUCUGGCCGCCGUCAAGAAGGCUCUGGCUGCCGGAGGCUACGAUGUGGACAAGAACAAGGCCCGCGUCAAGACCAACAUCAAGACCCUGGUGGCUAAUGGGACUCUGGUCCAGCUCAAGGGGACCGGGGCCUCCGGCUCCUUCAAGGUCAGCAAGCAGGCUGCAGAGAAGCCGAAGCCAGCCAAGAAAGCCGCUCCUAAAGCCAAGAAGCCCGCAGCCAAGAAACCCGCAGCGGCCAAAAAGCCCAAGACGGCAAAGAAGCCGGUAGCCGCGAAGAAAUCCCCGAAGAAGGCAAAGAAACCCGCAGCGGCCAAGAAAGCAGUCAAGAGCCCCAAGAAACCAGCUAAGAGCCCCAAGAAGGCGACUAAGGCUCCCAAGGUGACCAAGAGUCCCAAGAAGGUGGUCAAAAAGGCCCCUGCAGUCAAGAAAGCUCCCGCUAAGAAGGUUGCCAAACCCAAAGCCAAGAAAGCAGCACCCAAGAAGAAGUGAGCUGUUCUCAGUCUGAACAAACACUCAACAAAAAGGCUCUUUUAAGAGCCACCCACAUCAUCCUUAAAGAGCGAUUACCUGUUUAUUCUUACAGUUGACAUUAACUGCAGACAUAAACAUAAUAUUAUAUUUGGAGCUAGGAGGAGAAAUAAACUAGGGCUUCUCACUUAUUUAUUACAAUGAUUAAAAAUACUUGGGCCUAGAUGAAACCUACAAAUAGUAUGAAAAAUAAAUAGACCUCACAGGACAGCCAUCUGAUCUUAAAUGUGUUUCCUGUAUUAAAUAUUAGUGAGCUUUGUAGUUGUGUGAGGGGAUAAUAUAAUAUGCAAUUCUUUGCUUCCUCACAUUUCCUUUUUUUACAACAUAAAUAUUACAAUGUUUCAAACUCAGUUGAAUGUGGGCAGCACAACAUGACCAAUGCACUAUAAAUCUCCACAUCUGAAGGCUGACACUAAAGCUAAGGAGCCUGUAAAGAAUAGCACUAAAUAAUGUAUAAAACC